Messenger RNA from Pseudocercospora fijiensis CIRAD86, 1320 nucleotides. RefSeq lists its product as uncharacterized. The record is from RefSeq and is a predicted model, not a curated record. Gene Ontology annotation, molecular function: O-methyltransferase activity. NCBI's taxonomy places the organism in Eukaryota, Fungi, Ascomycota, Dothideomycetes, Mycosphaerellales, Mycosphaerellaceae. The transcript has 2 exons. The coding region runs from base 1 to 1320 and encodes 439 amino acids.
AUGACAGAAAACCUCGGCAUCUUCGAGACCUUGGCAGUUCAAGUCACCCAAGAAGCACAGCGUCUAACAACAUUCUUCAACGAAAAUGGCUACUACCAACCAGAUUUCAAACAAGGAGGCUUCACCGAAUUCGACGAAUUACCCCCCGAGAUCGAAGCUAGUAGGAAGCGUCUCCAAGCUGCUGCCAAAGCUGUGCAGGAUUUGGCUGCUGGACCGGAACGAUAUGUGAGGAGCUUGGCGAGAAGCUAUCACGACUCCACAACCCUCCGCUGGCUCAUACAUUUCAAAAUCCCUGAAGCUAUACCUCUUGGCCGAGGAGAAUCAAUCACGUAUUCCGAGCUUGCGAAGAAACGUGAGGUUGAUGAGAAUAUCCUGAGGAGGAUUGUCAAGUAUGCAAUUACGAAUCACAUUUUCCAUGAGCCUUCGGGUGAUGUGGUAGCUCACACUGCUUACUCGGCUAUUCUGGUUACGGAUGCUGAGUUGAGAGCUGAGAUCGAUUUCGAGGUCGAAGAGGGUUUAUCCGUUGCUGUGAAUCUUGUUGAAGCGCAUGAGAAGUGGUCGAUGAGUGAUGGGAGGAGGAAUCGGGCUGCUUUUCAGGUUGCGAACGAGACAGAUUUGGAGGUUGGGGAGUUUUAUGAGCAGGAUGUGAUGGAAGAGAGAAGGGCGGUGUUCUCGGCUGCGAGACCUGAUGAGGGGGUCGAGGAGGAAUGUUUGAUGAAAGCGUUUUCUUGGGAGAAGGUUAAGAGGGUUGUGGAUGUUGGUGGUUCGAAGGGCGAGACUGCUAUUGCGCUUGCGAAUACAUUUCCGGGACUGCGCAUCAUGGUUGUUGAUUCGGAAGCGAGGAUUGAUGAUGGAAGGGAGAGUUUGCCGGAGGAUUUGGAGAGAAAGGUGUACUUUGUUGGAAGCGAUAUCUUUGGUGAGGAUGGGUCGAUGCUGGAUGAGGUGCAUCAAUUUGGUGCGCAGCUGUAUCUGUUGCGGAAUGUCUUGGGGAAGUGCUCAGAAGAGGAGGCGAAGAUCGUUUUGAGCAAUGUCGCAGAAGUCUUGCACGGUGCCGGCCAGGGAGCGAAGUGCUUGAUCGUGGAUCGAGUCCUGCCUUCGUGUUCUUUUGGUUUAGAACCCUGGGAUGCAGAGGAUGCGAAGGCUGCUCGACAUAGAGAUCUUCAUGCUUUGGAGAUGGGUAAUGGUGCAGAGAGAAAUAGGGAAGAGUGGGAGGCACUGAUGAGCGCCGCAGACGAAGGGUUGAAAAUUGCUGAUAUUAGAGAGAUUGACGAGAGUGCUUACAGCAUACUAGAAGUUGUGUAUGCUGACAGUGAUGAUUGA